AAGAAAUAGUGCCACGUGACCGGAAGUGUACAUAUUGGCGGACAAGUUUGAAAACUGUAAACAAGAGGCGACGCAUUUGAGAUUUGAUGACUUUCUUUCGUCAGUAAACAGAUCACAAUGCCUCAGAUGACCCUCCUGGACGUGUUUGACCAGUGCCAAGAUGGAAUGCAGUGUCACAACCGACUCCUCAAGUCCAUGGCAAAGAUAUAUCAAUCAAUGGAGUUUGAUGCCUUCUGGUCCGAGUUUGUCCACUACCUGAAAUACUCCAUGAUAGUGUUCAAGCGAGAGGCUGCUGUUGAGAGGACCAUUGACUUUGUUGCCAAGUUUUCUGUCUCCACCACGAAACGGCAGGAUCAGCAACAAGAGGGGACAGGAGACAAGGGAGAAGAGGACGCAGCAAAGUUGAAGGAUGAAUCUAACAAGUUCCUGCUGACUAUACUGGAGUUCCUGUUACAGUCACACAGUGCGAAAGAGAGGGGAGUUCGAUUUCGCUGUUGUCAGUUAAUCAACAAGCUGCUGAGUAACCUAGGAGAUGAGGCUCAGAUCGAUGACGAUCUGUAUGACAAGAUCUACACAUCCAUGUUGGAACGGCUGCGGGACAAGGUCCCUGUUGUCAGGAUGCACGCUGUGUUGGCGCUGUCGAGGCUUCAGGACCCAACCGAUGAAAACUGUCCUGUCAUUAAAGCAUACCUCUUCUUGAUUAGUCGCGACCCCAACCCUGACGUCCGUCGAGCUGUCCUCUCAUGCAUUGCCCCCUCCACCAAGACCCUGAUGGCGGUCAUUGAGCGGACACGUGAUGUGAAGGACACUGUGAGACGUGUGGCAUACAAUGUCGUAGCGGAGAAGAUCCACAUCAAGGCUCUGUCCAUUGCCCAGAGAAUACAGCUCCUGCAGGAUGGCCUCAGCGACAGAGCAGACAUGGUGAAGGAGGCAUGUGCUACCAAGCUGCUACAGGCAUGGCUGCUACAGUUCCAGGGCAGUGCGCUACAGCUGCUACAGAGUCUCGAUGUAGAGCAGUCAGCCGAUGUCUGUCAGCAGGUGCUCUACAAGCUGUUUGAAAAGGUCCCCGUGGAGGAGAUUGUGGACAACUUUGACCUGCUGGGCGAAGAGACCCUGAUCUCUGAUGACAAGCUGACGUGUGAGAGUGCCAUGUACUGGCGGGUGUUGUGUCAGUUCGUGCAGGAGAAGGGCGUCACAUACGAGGAACAGCUGGAUAAAGUCCUGCCAUCCUGUAUUGUACUGUGCAAAUAUGUCAGAAACAGGUUUCUGGAGAAACUGACAGGCUGCGGAGAUGACUUUGACAGACAGCUGGAGCUCGAAUACAUAGGACAGCAGAUCCUCUCUCUCUUCAAGUACAUGGACCUGUCGGAUCAGGCUGGUCGGCGUGAGCUGGAGAAGCUGCUCCACGACAUGAUGAUCUGCGACCACGUGAGUCACGCCUUGAUGAAGUACAUCAUUUCCACACUUCACCUGGUGAAGACAAACACAGACACGCUGGUGGCCUACCUGGCCGAGACCAUCUCCGAAAUACGGGAGCCAAUCACCAUCGUGGAGAAAACACUGGACAAAGAUGAGAGGCGGCAGUUGGACCUGAAGAUCGCCAGUAUCCGGGUGCGACUGAACCAAGCUAAGGAAGAGCUGGAGGAAUGUGUGAGAUGUCAGGAGUUUGCUCAAGCUGCGGAGCUGAAGAGUUCUGUAGCUGAGCUGGAUGCUGAGCGAUCCUUACUCCUGGAACAGGGAGAGCCCCAAUCACAGGAGAUACGCACAGAGAAGAGUGAUCCCUUCACCAUCCUGAAGUGCCUGACUGUUAUCAGUGAACUGCUGACUCAGCUGCCCGUGAAGACACUAACGCCUACUCUGCACAUGUUGCUGGAGAGCCAGGUGCUGCCUGGGGUACAGAAUGCUGAAUCUGACGUACGUAAUGCUGCCAUCAAGGCUCUGGGACUCAGCUGUCUACUCAAGGAAGAGGUGGUUAUGCAGUACCUGCCGCUGCUCAUAGAGGUGUCCCAACAUGACACGGAGACGGUGAAGACCACGGCUCUCCAAUGCUUGUUUGACCUGGUCCACAUGUUCGGACUGGGCAUCACACGACAGGAAGCUUCGACAGCAGCUGAGGGGAGCAACACCAGCUCCAGUUCCGACAUGGCAGAGGUUACUGCAGAUUCCCCAGAUGACACUCUGGCCGAUGCCGUUACCACCAGCUCAAAGAAAUCUGAUGCCUCUGCAGACAUUGCUACCAAGCUGGUGGCCAUUCUCAGUGCCUUCCUUGAUUCAGAGAGUUCAGAGUUGAGGACCGUUGCUGCUGAGGGUAUGGCCAAGUUGCUGCUGUCUGGCAGAGUGGUAUCUUCCAAACUCCUGUCUCACCUCCUAUUGUUGUGGUAUAACCCACUGACAGAAGAUGACAACCACCUCAGGCACUGUCUCGGAGCCUUCUUGCCAGUGUUUGCCUUCGCUUGCAGGGCUAACCAGGAGUUGUUUGAGGAGGCGUUCAUGCCUACACUGAACACCCUGCUGAAUGCCCCAACAUCCAGCCCCCUCAACGAGGUCAACGUAGGCAACGUGGGAGACUUCCUGGUCCAGCUUGUCAACUCCAAACUCCUGGUGGUCAACCAGAACUCACAGAGUCUGGUCACUGACAACCCAGGACAUGACCACAUAGCUGUGCUAGUGUGUAACGCGAUCCUGUCCAGCCCUGACUCCUUCAGCGUGAAGCUGUGGACACGCCUCCUGAACCAGCUGGACCUGAGCCCCGACACACAACUCAAGGACAUGCAGGUGCUCUGUGACCAGAUGCUGGAGGUUGUGAAAGAAAAGCAGAGUGUCAAAGCUGUGGAGAGGUUCAAGGCCUCUGUUGAGUCCAUGCUGGCAGACAAGACCAGCAUCACCAAUGCUGAUGCUGCGCCAACAUCUGAAGAAGCAGAGGGCGGUGAGGACACUGCGGUUGACGCCAGCGGUGCCGUGACUGAAUCACACGGACCCCUCUCAUCUUCACAGACCAGCACUGUUCCAGACUCCCAAGACACUGUCGCUACUAGUGUGGACAUCACCAGUGUGGCGUCCGACUCCCAGAGCUCUGAUAUAGCUAUAAGUGUUGUUGACACUCUGUCAGACUCACAGAGCACUCAGGUGGAGAAUUCCAGCCAAGGGGAGGCAACUGGAACUGUUACACCUGCUCUAAACACUACAAUAGAAAACACGGCUGCAUCUACGAAGAAUGUGAAAGUCAAGCGUACAACAAGAGCCAAGUCAGUGAAAACGCCCGCCCCAAUCCUGAUGCCACAGGCCAACAAGACAGCCAAGUCAACAACAGGCCGACGCACACGGACACAAGCUCAAGCAGACAGCGAGCUAGAGAACAGUGUGUUUGGCUCUCCAACCCCACUCCGUGGCAGCAAGGCUAAUGUUAAACAGGUUGAAUCACUGGAGCACACUAGGCGAAAUCUGCAGGGUCUUCUACUGGAAGGAAAAGACAGUUCCCAGUCUGUAACUGAAGAACCCAAAACUCCUCGCAGUAAACGGGCUGGUAUUCGAUCACAGAAGCGACCAGCACUCACAGACGUAAAUGGAGACUGAACCUGCUAGAACAAGACUAUCACAACCAUUGCAAAAUCCCCACCAUAAUAGCCUACGAGUGUUCACUGACAUUGACUUGAUUGUGCUGUGAGACUGGACACCUUCAGCCAUUGCCAACAUCAGGAAACACCAAUUGGAUCAGACUGAGUGACUGCUGCUCUUCCUUCAGAUCAGCAUUGAGAAUUCUAAGGACUAUCAUCUGUCUUGUUCCUUCCUGUUCUAUUUCACUUCUAAUCAUUGAUAUUGUUUAUCAUUUGUGCAUACUUUGUCCUUCAGUAAUGUCAUGAACAAUAAAAUUACUUGAAUUAUU
Messenger RNA from Haliotis rubra (blacklip abalone), 3883 nucleotides. RefSeq names its product condensin complex subunit 3-like. NCBI's taxonomy places the organism in Eukaryota, Metazoa, Mollusca, Gastropoda, Lepetellida, Haliotidae. The record is from RefSeq and is a predicted model, not a curated record. The transcript has 20 exons. Gene Ontology annotation, biological process: mitotic chromosome condensation. Gene Ontology annotation, cellular component: condensed chromosome; cytoplasm; condensin complex. The coding region runs from base 118 to 3573 and encodes 1151 amino acids.